UCCGGCUCGGGUCCUUGGGCACAGGCGCUCCCUGGCUAUGUCCGAGAGCUCGUGUGGCCCGGGGUCUGAGGCCUGUCCUGGCCGCAGGAGCACUGACUGCGCAGCUGGGCCCACCGCGCAGCCAGGACCGGGGGAGGGGCACUCGGCCACCUGGGACAGAGCCGCCCCGGUUUCCUGGCCCAGACCUGACACCGUGGGCCCCCACCCCCCGCAGUGUUCCCGGGUUUGGGGCUGGUAGACCGGCAGGCGUGAGGCAGGGGCGCUGGCUGGUCCUGCGGGGUCUUCCCUGUGGCCAGGAGUCCGGGGAGGGGAUAAGCCUCCAUGGGUCUUGGGUAAGGGCCCCCCCCACCAGCAGCACCCAGCCCCUGACCUUCGCCCCCCCCAAAUGCUCCCAGCUUGCGGUGAGUACCAGGUCUCAGGUUCUGGCCUCCCCGCCCAAGAGCCCCAGGCUGUGCCCACCCGCCAAAGUGCUUCUGUCUCGGGAAGCUGGACCCAGAGCGGCUGCCAGCCCCUGGCGACCAACUGCUAGUCAGCUCUGCUCACCCAUUGGCUCCUUGGUGGGGCAAUUCCGAGUCGGGUGGGGCUGGGGCGGGGUCCGGUCUGGUCAGCAUCCCUGCCCAAGCACUGGGCCUGGGGCUGCCCACAUGGGCGGGGCCACACCGGGCUGGCCCUUGCAGACCGGGGAGGGCUGUUGCGAGGCCAGUGGGGCAGCGCAGCAGAGGUUUCUGGGAAGAGGCCAGUGUGGGCAUGGGCCUGGGCGCUGGGGCCCAUUGAGGAGGAGCAGGGAGGAAGUGGAGGCUGAUACGUCCCCACCCUGCUAGCCUGCCGGAGGUACCUACACCCGUCACCCCUAGCCUGGUGCUCAGACCACAUGUGGUGGCCGUGUCCCUGAGGUGCCUCCCCCGUGAGCCCCUCUUUGGGGCAGACCCUGUGGAAUGAGGGAUAAAGGCAUUUGGCUGGUGCACCCUCUCCCACCCCCGAGAGACCCCUGCCCUGCGGCGAUGCGGUCCUAUGCACUGGGACUCUGUACCCCCAUCUUGGGCUGUAGAUGGGAAGGGCGGAGAGCCUGGGGAGAGGAGGAGGCGGGGGGGAGGGGGGGUGGGGCUGGGCCGAGGCAGUGACGUCUUGAGGAAAGGGGCCUUCAUAAGCCCCGGCCCCUCGUGGCUGCAGCGGGACCAGAGUGGAUGUGAGUGCACAGGGACCGACCGAGCGAUGCCACCCGCACCCAGGAGGAGGUUGGUGACUCACCUGUGGUCCUGGGGGCUGAGGGGAUGAGGAGGGCCACCGGCGGUCUGCUGGGUCUGUGAUGUGAGGACGAUCUUGCCUUUUCAACAAGUCCUGGGGCAGGGAGGGCAGACUGUCCAGAGGGUUCCUGUUCACAGCCGUGACCUCUGUGCUCCUGGAAGGAGUCCCUCUGGGUCCGGUCAGCCUUCCCCGGGGGCGGAGGGGUCUGGCUUCAGGAUGUGGAUCAGGCAGGUCCCGGGACCUGGAGCGUCCAGAUAGCCCGUGCGUGGCCCUCUGGCCCUCCGCGGCCCCGAGGACGCCCAUAAGCUGGGCAGUUCCAUGAGAUGGUCCUGGCUCCCACCUCCCCUGGGUGUGUCUGGACUGGCGGGGGUCCUGAGGUUCUGUGCUGUGUGUCCCCUCUGCACUGUCAGCAGAGGCAGUCCCCAGGCUGUGUGCAGCCGCGGAUGGGAUGGCGGCCCCUCCCCACCUCCAAGGACCUGUACUUCCUGCUGAGAAGCUGGUCCUGGGGCUGGCCGAGGGGCCCUACGAGAUCCUAGGGGCUGUGCUCAGUCUGGGGCCCCAGUCCCCACCCUGACACCAUAGGCUGCCCCCACCUGGCCUCAGCUCCCUCCCCAGGCCCCUUGGCCCUGGGAGCAGUCUGUUCUAAUGACGAGAGAGGGACCGGGCCAGCAGUCAGGACCCAGGCCCCCCUGUGAGGGUGUCCUGGGGGUGGAAGGUAGGAGCAGAGGCUGUGACGGCCAGAUGCAUCUGGGGGCGGGUUGGGGAAGGGCGGCUGACCUCUCCACAAAGGUCAUGCAGGGCACCGGUCUGCUGUGGGCAGGGUGUGGGCGGUUGUGGGGUGUAGGACUCCCCAGAUCACUGCACUUGGGGUGCUCAGGAGUGAUUGGACGGACGGAAGAUGGUCCACGACCUUGUCUCCCACAGGCGGUGCGCCACGAGUGCCCUUGUGUGCCCCCACCUCGGGGUCUGCCUCUGGCUGUGGCUGGGUGUUGCCGUGGGACUCGGCCAGAGACGAGAGAGCGGCCGCCUGAGGCUGGCGGUGCUGCCUGAGGACCGGCUGCAGAUGAAGUGGUCGGAGUCGGAGGGGAGCAGCCUUGGCUACCUGGUGCAGGUGAAGCCCAUGGCAGGGGACGCGGAGCAGGAUGUGAUGCUGACCACGAAGGCCCCCAAGGCCACGGUGGGGGGCCUGAGCCCCUCCAAGGGCUACACCGCGCAGAUCUUCCGGCUUACUGGCUCAGGGACCACCCUGCUGGCACAGAGGGAGUUUGUGAUAGAGGAGCUGAAGAGGCCCCUGAGGGCAGCCCCGGAGCCCACGCCCUCCCACGUGGGGAGCCCAGCCCCGGAGCCCCCAGUGGCCUCAUCCCCGAGCCAAGACCCGCCCACUCUUGGCGGCUCCCGGUGGGAUGAGGGACUGCUCGGUGAGGAGCAGCGCCCGCCCAGGGGCCCCGGGGGCAAGGCCCCUUCUCAGCCCACCAAAGACCUGGAGAGGCAGAGCUACCCCAGGGCCCCCGAGGGAAAGACCGAGAAGCCAGCCAGCCCCCAGUUCCGCUGCACACCCCCUACACCUGUGGACAUGAUCUUCCUGGUGGACGGGUCCUGGAGUAUCGGCCACAGCCACUUCCAGCAGGUCAAAGAUUUCCUGGCCAGCGUCAUCGAGCCCUUUGACAUCGGGCCGGAUAAAGUCCAAGUCGGCCUGACUCAGUACAGUGGAGACCCCCAGACUGAGUGGGAUCUCAGCACCUUCGGCGCCAAGGAGGACGUGCUUGCCGCUGUCCGCAGCCUCCGCUACAAAGGGGGAAACACGUUCACAGGCCUGGCCCUGUCACACGUACUGGAGCAGAACCUGCGGCCGGGGGCGGGGCCCCGUCCAGAGGCGGCCACGGUGGUGAUUCUGGUGACGGAUGGCAAGUCACAAGAUGAUGCCCGUGCCGCUGGCCGUGCUCUCAAGGACCUGGGUGUUGACAUCUUUGCUGUGGGCGUGAAGAACGCGGACGAGGCCGAGUUACAGCUCCUGGCGUCCCGGCCGCUGGACAUCACGGUCCACAACGUGCAGGACUUUCCCCAGCUGGGCACCUUGGCCGGCUUGCUCAGCCGCCUCAUCUGCCAGGAGGUCCAGGGCAGGAGCAGGGCCCCGGUUACAUCGACAGCGGGCAGCCCCUCCUCCCCGGACACCCUCUUCACUCCCACCGGCCUGGUCGUGACCCAGGUGACCUCCUCCAGCGUCCACCUGUCCUGGACUCCAGCCCCCCAGCUGCCCCUCAAGUAUCGGAUCGUGUGGCAGCCUUCCAGGGGUGGCGCCCCCAGGGAGGUUGUGGUGGAGGGGCCCGCCUCGUCCACGGAGCUUCACAACCUGACGGCUGGCACGCAGUACUUGGUGUCUGUGCUCCCUGUCCUCCGGGCUGGGUUCGGAGAGGGCCUGAGGCGCCUCGUGACCACAGCGCCUCUGCCUCCGCCCCAGGCGCUGGCCCUGGCCGCAGUGACACCCAGGACCAUCCGCCUCACCUGGCAGCCGUCGGCCGGGGCCACACGGUACCUGGUGCGGUGCCUGUCGGCCUCCGCCAAGGGCCAAGAGGAGGGGAGAGAGGUGCGGGUGGGGCAGCCCGAGGUGCUGCUGGACGGCCUGGAGCCCGGCAGGGACUAUGAUGUCUGGGUACAGAGCCUGCAAGGGGCCGAGGCCAGUGAGGCUCGGGGUAUCCGCGCCAGGACCUCCACCCUCGCGCCCCUCGGACACCUCAGCUUCUUGGAUGUGAGUCACGACUCAGCCCAUGUUUCCUGGGAGGGCGUCUCGAAGCCCGUGCGUCUGUUCAGGAUCAGCUUUGCCUCCAGUGACGGCAGCCAUUCAGGGGAGGUGGAGGCUCCCGGCAACGCCACCUCGGCCACCGUGGGCCCUCUGUCCUCCUCCACUGCGUAUUCUGUCCGCGUCACCUGCCUCUACCCCGGGGGCGGUUCCUCCGUGCUGACCGGCCGCCUGACUACGCGGAAAGUCCCCAGCCCGAGCCAGCUCUCGGUGACAGAGCUCCCUGGGGACGAGGUUCGACUGGAGUGGACGGCCGCAGCGGCUUCCGGCGUCCUUGUGUACCAGAUCAAGUGGACGCCCCUGGGAGACGGGAAGGCCCACGAGAUCUCUGUCCCAGGGCACCGGGACGUGGCAGUCCUGCCUGGCCUACGAAGCCACUUGGAGUAUGAGAUCACCAUCCUGGCCUACUACAGGGAUGGGGCCCGCAGCGACCCAGUGUCCCUCCGCUACACCCCCUCGCACCGGAGCCCGCCCUCUGACCUGGCCCUGGCGUCCAAGUCACCCGACAGCCUGCAAGUCAGCUGGACACCUCCGAGCGGCCACGUCCUCCACUACCGGCUCACCUACCUGCCAGCCUCGGGCUUGGGGCCUGAGAAGUCGAUCUCUGUUCCAGGACUCCGCAAUCACGUGACGCUCCCCAACCUGCUGGCGGCCAGCAAGUACAGGGUCCUGGUCUCCGCGGUCUAUGGAGCGGGGGAGAGCAGGACUGUGUCUGCCAUAGGCCACACGGCAGCCUGCCCCGCCCUCAGCCCAGAUGGCUCCCUCUCAGGCUUUGACCUCAUGGCGGCCUUUGGUCUGGUGGAAAAGGAGUAUGCGUCCAUCCGCGGCAUCGCCAUGGAGCCCUCGGCAUUCGGCCGCGCCAGGACCUUCACACUCUUCAAGGAUGCCCAGCUGACGCGCCGGGCCAGCCCUCAGCAUGCCCUGGGAGCCCCAGCACUGGCACAGAACCCCUCUGAACACUCCCCUCCCAACAAGCUCAGUGACGUCCACCUGGCCGCCCUCCCACCGGAACACACGGUUGUCUUCCUCCUGCGUCUGCUGCCCGAGACACCCCGCGAGACCUUUGCGCUGUGGCAGAUGACGGCCGAGCACUCCCAGCCCGUCCUGGGGGUCUUGCUGGAUGCCGGCAGGAAGUCUCUGACCUACUUCAACCACGACCCCAGGGCCACCUUGCAAGAGGUCACCUUUGACCUGCCCGAAGUGAGGAGGAUAUUCUUUGGAAGCUUCCACAAGGUGCAUGUGGCUGUGGGCCGCUCCAAGGUCAGGCUCUAUGUGGACUGCCGGAAGGUGGCUGAGAGGCCCAUGGGGGAGGCAGGCAGCCCACCUGUUACUGGCUUCGUCAUGCUGGGACGGUUGGCCAAGGCCCGCGGGCCCCGGAGCAGUUCAGCCACGUUCCAGCUCCAGACACUGCAGAUUGUGUGCAAUGACUCCUGGGCGGAGGAAGACAUGUGCUGUGAGCUCCCUGCGUCGAAGGAUGGAGAGACCUGCCCUGCCUUCUCUUCCUCUUGUACCUGUUCCUCGCAGACCCCUGGGCCCCCGGGGCCCCAGGGACCUCCGGGCCUCCCCGGAAGGAACGGAGUCCCGGGAGAACAGGGCUUCCCAGGCCCCAGGGGAGAGCCCGGGCCACCUGGACAGACGGGACCUGAGGGUCCUGGGGGUCAGCAGGGGUCGCCAGGGACCCAGGGCCGAACCGUGCAGGGGCCUGUGGGUCCGCCAGGGGUCAAAGGAGAGAAGGGGGACCACGGAGCCCCGGGCUUGCAGGGCCAUCCUGGUCACCAGGGCCCUCCCGGGAAGGUCGGCCUCCAGGGACCUAAGGGAAUGAGGGGUCUGGAGGGGAGUGCUGGCCUGCCUGGACCUCCGGGCCCGAGGGUAGGUCCUCCUGAGAGGCUCCCCCCAGUUCCUAGGGCCGAACAGGGCUUCCAGGGCACGGUGGGGGCCAGGGGCUCCGGAGGGCAGAGAGGACUCCCGGGGCCUGUGGGGCUCACGGGGCUGCCGGGGCCCAAAGGGGAGCGAGGAGAGAAGGGGGAGCCGCAGUCCCUGGCCACCAUCUACCAGCUCGUGAACCAGGCCUGCGAGUCUGCCAUCCAGACUCACAUGCUGAAGUUCCACCAUGAGAGCGCCAGGCCCCCCAGGCCCAUCUUGCAGGCCCUUGGACACCCCAGCUCUCACGGUGAGGCCUGGCUCCCUGGAAGAGGAGGACGAGACGGCCCCCACCCUGAGGACGGAGGUGAGCCUGGCGCCCUUGGUCAGAGGAGCAGCCCUCGGCUGAAAGGGAGUGAGCCUCCCGGACCCCUGGGUGGAAUGGGACGGCCCCCGUGCUGCCCGGAGUGACCCUGCCCCUCCCUGGACCCUGCAGGAGGAGCCUGGAAAGCGAGUCCCGGGAGGGGCCUGGAGGCAGAAGGUGGGGGUGGGGGGCCUUCCCUCUGUACUGUUUCCAUACUCAGAUAAAGUGCAGUGUGCUCAGCAA
This is a messenger RNA of Acinonyx jubatus (cheetah), 6509 nucleotides long. RefSeq names its product collagen type XX alpha 1 chain (gene COL20A1). Lineage: Eukaryota; Metazoa; Chordata; Mammalia; Carnivora; Felidae. The coding region runs from base 2144 to 6373 and encodes 1409 amino acids. Gene Ontology annotation, molecular function: protein binding. The record is from RefSeq and is a predicted model, not a curated record. The transcript is spliced from 38 exons.